AUGGCCUCCAAUCUCGAUGCAGCAUCCCUCUUCCGAGUCGAUGGCAUGGUCGCCGUGGUCACCGGCGGAGGGACAGGAAUUGGCCUCACCAUGGCGCGGGCCCUGGCAAUCAACGGCGCCAAGCGCGUCUACCUGCUCGGCCGGCGCCUCGACGUGCUGCACACCGCAGCAGCCGAGCACCCGGACAUCUUCCGCCCCAUCCAAUGCGACGUGACCGCCCACGCGUCCCUGCAAUCCGCCGUCGACCGCGUCGCCGCCGACACGGGCCACGUCAACCUGCUCGUCGCCAACAGUGGCGUGGGCGGGCCGGCCGCGGGCUGGAACCCGGCCCUCUCCGUGGCGGACGUGCGUGCGAAGCUGUUUUCGCAGGCGAGUAUGGAUGGGAUGACCUCGACGUUGGAUGUUAAUGUGACGGGGGCGUUUUUUACGAUUGUGGCUUUUCUGGAGCUGUUGGAUGCGGGGAAUAAGAGGGCGCUGGAGGGGGGGUUUGGCAGGCCAAUUGUGGAGGGGGGUGGUGUCCCGGCCAUACAGAGCCAGGUCAUUGUCACGGGGAGUAUUGCGGGGUUUAGUCGGAUGGCCAUGUCGUCGCCGGCGUACGCGGCGAGUAAGGCGGCUAUUAUGCACUUGACCAAGCAGGCUAGCUCGAGCUUGGCUGGGUAUGGCAUUCGGGCUAAUGCAUUGGCGCCGGGGCUGUUCCCCUCGGAGCUGGCAAGCGGUAUGAUCGGCACCCGCGAGCCCAGCAAGGAGUCGGCUGAUGACCCGCGCUUCAUUCCAUCACGGAGAUUUGGGGGCGACGAGGAGAUGGCGGGCAUGCUGCUGUAUCUGGCUAGCCGCACGGGAGCUUACACCAACGGUGCUGUGUUGCUAGCUGACGGUGGACGGUCCGCUGUGAUGCGCUCAUCGUAUUAG
Molecule: messenger RNA, 909 nt
Organism: Chaetomium globosum CBS 148.51
Lineage: Eukaryota; Fungi; Ascomycota; Sordariomycetes; Sordariales; Chaetomiaceae
Exons: 3
Coding region: 1-909 (302 amino acids)
Molecular function (GO): oxidoreductase activity
Source: RefSeq, a predicted model, not a curated record